AUGGACACGAGAAGAGGAGAACUAAAGGCUAUCAACUUAAUUAAUCCAAAGAUGAGACGCCUACCACUGCUACCGGCUCUCAGGAUCUGGUUCUUUUUAUUUGCAUCCACUGCAGCGAAGGCAAGAAUUACCCCGUCGUCGUCACUGCUGGACUCCGACGACGCGGCGGCGUUACUGGAUUUCAAGGAAAAGCUCGGUGGCGGUGGCACCUCACUGUUGUCAUGGAACGGAAGCACCCAUUUUUGCACGUGGCAGGGAGUGACUUGCGGCCGUAGACACCCAGAGAGAGUCACGGGCGUAGACCUGAGUGCCGGUGGCCUGGUGGGCCCCAUCUCUCCCUCCAUCGGCAACCUCUCCUUUCUUCGAAGCCUCAACCUUUCCUCGAACGCACUCUACGGCGAGAUCCCAUCCUCCGUCAGCCACCUGCGCCACCUGAGCUAUCUCGACCUCUAUUUCAACUCCAUCUCCGGCGAGAUCCCUUCUGGGUUGGGAAAUUGCUCGGAGCUAAGAUCCAUCAACCUAUGUAACAACCAGCUCGUGGGUGGGAUCCCGCCAGGGAUCGGCUUUCUCACUAGGCUUGAAGCUCUGGACCUCCGCAACAACAGCAUCACGGGAGUCAUACCUUCCUCGCUCACCAAUGCCUCAUCCCUCACCGCGCUGAAACUUUCCUUCAACCACAUAGAAGACGUCAUACCUGAACGCAUCGGCCACCUUGCUCAACUCCAGUUCCUUCAAGUUUCCAGGAACAACCUCUCCGGUAUCGUCCCUACUUCAUUCUAUAAUCUGACCUCUCUGAGUGUCUUCUCUGUGGCGGAAAACCAAUUGCACGGGGAACUUCCAGCUGACUUCGGAAGCAAACUCCGCAAUCUUAAAAGCCUCCUUUUGGACAACAAUCAAUUCACCGGACCAAUUCCGGCUUCCAUCACGAACUGCUCUAUCCUCGAAAAGUUUGAUGUCAGCUACAACAAUUUCAACGGCCGCAUGCCUCCAAACACGGGAAGAUUAACAGCACUAACGUUGUUCAGCAUCGGCGGAAACCAGAUAGAAGCCCAAACCGCCGAUGAUUGGGAUUUCUUUGCUUCGUUGGCUAAUUGUUCUGAGUUAAAGCAAGUCUACGUCUUCCGUAACAACUUGGGCGGGGUGCUGCCGCCUGCCGUUGCUAACUUCUCCGAUACACUGCAACAUCUGACAAUGGAUAAGAAUGCAAUCUCCGGGAGCAUACCAUCAGGGAUCGGCAACCUAGUGGGAUUGGAAGAGCUCAUGCUGGGGGAGAACCAUCUCAUCGGCGGCAUCCCAGAAGAAAUUGGUCAUCUAAAGCAACUGAUGUACCUGAGCUUGCUUGACAACCUCCUCUCUGGCCCACUACCUUCCUCUCUCGGCAAUCUCACACAACUGAAUUUCCUCGUUUUGGCCUACAACGCAUUGCAAGGCCCAAUUCCAGCAACACUUGGAAGCCUACAAAGCAUGAAUGUGUUGUCGUUGUCCAACAAUUUCUUCGACGGCGUCAUUCCAAAGGAACUUGUCAGUUUACCUUUUAUGUCGAAUUUCUUUGAUUUGGGAUAUAAUUUACUCACAGGAUCGCUGCCUUUGGAGGUCGGAAACUUAAAGAAUGUGAGAAAUUUCUUUGUGUCUGGAAAUAGAUUACAAGGAGAAAUACCAAGCACGCUUGGCGAAUGUGAGGUACUCGAGAACUUGGGCUUGGAUGACAACUCAUUCCAAGGUAGUAUCCCUUCCACUCUUGGUAAGAUAGUAGGACUCAAAGCCGUUAACCUUACGAACAAUAACUUGUCUGGUGAGAUUCCCCAAACAUUGAGAUUCAUAACUGGUCUCGAGCAGUUGUAUCUUUCGCACAACAAUUUGUCAGGUGCCAUCCCACAAUUCUUACAAGAUUUUAGCUUUUUAUUUGCAAUCGAUCUCUCUUUCAAUCGCCUGGAGGGUGCGGUGCCAACGAAAGGUAUCUUCCAGAACAUCACUGGCAUGAGAAUUGAUGGGAACAAUGGGCUUUGUGGCGGAGUCCAAGAUCUUCACCUACCUGCAUGUCCCACGCAACAUCCUAAAAGAAAAAGAUCCAAAUUGUUUCCUCUUCUGAUUGCUAUGCCUAUUCUUUUCCUCGCCUUGCUAUUGGUAAUCUCUCUUGUUUGUUGUAGGAAGAACAGAAAAAAGCCAUCGGCAAUAUCUUAUCCCAUAGGCACACCGUAUCCUACGAUUUCAUACGCCGAAUUGUCAAGAUCCACUGCUGGAUUCGAUUCUGCUAAUCUAAUCGGUAGAGGACGGUAUGGCUCAGUAUACAAAGCCACUAUUGAUUCCGAGAACAGAAUUGUUGCGGUCAAGGUAUUUGACCUCCAGCAAUCAGGCUCCUCCCGGAGUUUCUUAGCAGAAUGCGAGGCUUUAAGCCGCAUCCGCCACCGGAACCUUGUCAAGGUCGUAACUUGUUGCUCUAGCAUCGACUCCAAUGGCGAUGACUUCAAAGCAUUAGUCUUCGACUUCAUGCCUAACAAGAGCUUAGAUAGGUGGUUGCACCCCCACCUCGAAGACGACAGUAGAGAGCAUGGAGAAGUAAGCAAUUUGAGCCUGGUACAGAGGUUGAGCAUUGCUAUCGAUGUUGCUGAAGCAUUGGAUUAUCUUCAUAAUCAUUCCAACCCACCCAUCGUCCACUGCGAUCUGAAGCCGAGCAACAUUCUUCUGGACGAGGAUAUGGUGGCCCAUGUUGGGGACUUUGGUCUUGCUAAGCUUCUUCCUGAAGCGAUUAGCAAGUCUUUGGCUAACUCAACCAAUUCAAUUGGAUUGAGGGGAUCUAUUGGCUACGUUCCUCCAGAGUAUGGCGAAGGCAGUCCUGUUUCCACGAGUGGUGAUGUCUACAGUUUCGGGGUGCUUCUAUUGGAGUUACUCACUGGGAAGAGCCCCGUCGAUGACAUGUUUAAGGAAGGACUAACUCUGAUCAGGUUUGUGGAGAUGCGAGGAGCCAUGGAGAUUGCUGAUCCAUCUUUGCUUUUGUGCGAUAAUGCGGUGAUCAAUUGGUGGGACAUUGUCGAAGAGUGUUCGACUUCCCUUUCAAGGAUCAGUUUCGCAUGUACCAAGCAGACACCACGAGAUCGAAUGUCCGCGGGAGCUGUUGUCGCCGAGCUGCAUGCGAUCAAGGAGGAGUUUGUCAAAAAGACCAAGAUCAAUGAAGAACAAAAUCGUUAGGAGAAAUUAAGUAAUACCACUACAAUAUUCAAUAAACAUUCAGAAGUUAUCUCCGUUCUGUUGACUAGGAGUUUGUAAUAAGUUUUCGGUGAAUGAAGCCAGCGGUUAUGGGAGAGACUGGAGAGGAGUUUAAAGCACAUGUGUCUUGCUUUGUUAUUGAUUUAAAUAUACAUUUACGGUUUACCAUA
Molecule: messenger RNA, 3374 nt
Organism: Zingiber officinale
Lineage: Eukaryota; Viridiplantae; Streptophyta; Magnoliopsida; Zingiberales; Zingiberaceae
Product: receptor kinase-like protein Xa21
Exons: 2
Coding region: 1-3186 (1061 amino acids)
Biological process (GO): protein phosphorylation
Molecular function (GO): ATP binding; protein binding; protein kinase activity
Source: RefSeq, a predicted model, not a curated record